AUCAGGAACAUAUAUAAACCUUUGAAUGCAUCUAUUCGUUUCAAUAUCGGGCAACAAAUCUGCAAUCAAAGAUGCGUGUAUUCGCUUGUUUUAUAUUUGUCGUUCUGGCAUACGCCACUGAAGGAGCUCCAUCUCCUUCUACCAUAAGUGAGGAUGCUCCUAUCGACAUUAAGGAUGUUAGUGAUGCUCCCAUCGGAAAAUUUAAGUAUCAAGUUUCAUUAAGAGGAAGCGACGGCCACAUAUGCAGUGGAUCUAUUCUUGAUAAUUUUAAUGUGUUAACUUCAGCCGAAUGUGUUGUUAAUUUGAAGUGUUCACUAGAUGAAAUAACGGUCCAUGUCGGCACAAACUUAAUAAAAGGUACAGGAUACCGUCAUAACGUAGAGAGUAUUAUCGUCCACCAAAAUUACGACAAAUUAUUAUGCUCUAAUGACAUCGCCUUGAUUCACCUUAAGGAUCCUAUCCAACGCAACGUACUAGUGAAUCCGACAAGUCUUCCAAAAUUCAAUAAAAGCUUCGAAGGCAAGAAGUGCACAUUAUCCGGAUGGAUAAUUAAAUCAAAUGAAAACUUGCAACAAACUGAGUUGAUAGUUGAUAACCAAAAAGAAUGCGCGAAAAGUCACUGGGAACUGACAGACAGCCAUAUCUGCACUAUAGCUCAAAACAAAACGGAAGAUUCCCAGAAUGAUAUUGGUGCACCUUUGGUUGCUAAUGGAGUUCAAAUUGGAAUCGUUUCCUCCGCCUGUUCUUGUAAUCCUGGAGAUCCAGAUAUUUACACAAGGGUGACCAGUUUCCUGUCUUGGAUCGAUAGAGCUCCUCAUAUCGGCGGUAAGGAUGCUCCAAUUGGCAACUUUCCGCAUCAAGUGUCAUUGAGAUUCAAUGGCGGCCACAUGUGUGGUGGAUCUAUUCUUGAUAAAUAUAACAUAUUAACCGCAGCACGUUGUGUUAAAGUUUUCAAUCAAUAUGAUUUGGAUUAUCUAAAGAUCCAUGCUGGCACAAACUGGUUGGAUGUACCAGGAGCAGUUUAUGAUGUAGAAAGUGUAAGCGUCAACUCUCAAUAUAACGAGAAUUUAAUCAUUAAUGACGUCGCUUUAAUUCACCUUAAAAAUCCUAUCACGUACAACGUAUUAGUGCAACCGAUAAAUCUUGUGACAACCGAUAAAGAACUCGAAGGCAAGCCAUGCACAUUAUCUGGUUGGGGAAAUACUUCGCUUAAUGGAAGUACUUCAAAUAACAUGCAAGAAAUUGAGUUAACAGUUUAUCCACAAAAAGAUUGCAAGGCAGCACAACCGAAAGUGACAGAUAGCCAUAUCUGCACUUUGACUACAGAAGGAGAAGGAGCAUGCUACGGAGAUUUUGGUGGACCAUUGGUGGCCAAUGAAGUUCAAAUUGGAAUCGUUUCCUUUAGUACUUCCUGCGCGUUUGGAUUCCCAGACAUUUACACAAGAGUUUCCAGUUUCGUAACAUGGAUCACUGAACAUUUGAAGAAAUAAAAAACGUUAUUUAAUUUAUAAAAUAAUAUUUUUCAUGUCUAAAGUAGAAGAAUUAAAGAUGGAUUAUAUAUAGGAAUUCAAUAUAUUUGUGUAAUGUUUACUGUGAAAAAUCUUCAAAAACUUUAAAAUUUUGUCCAACUUCA
Molecule: messenger RNA, 1633 nt
Organism: Trachymyrmex cornetzi
Lineage: Eukaryota; Metazoa; Arthropoda; Insecta; Hymenoptera; Formicidae
Product: trypsin-2-like
Exons: 9
Coding region: 72-1490 (472 amino acids)
Biological process (GO): proteolysis
Molecular function (GO): serine-type endopeptidase activity
Source: RefSeq, a predicted model, not a curated record